Tuber aestivum (summer truffle) is the source of this 1270-nucleotide messenger RNA. NCBI's taxonomy places the organism in Eukaryota, Fungi, Ascomycota, Pezizomycetes, Pezizales, Tuberaceae. The record is from the annotation of a GenBank genome assembly.
AUGUCUUCCUCCACCGACCUCCCGAUUCCCACCGACAACGCGGAAAUCUCCGCAGAACCUCCCCCUCCUUCUGAUUCCCCCGAUACCACUGCUCCGGAAUCAGCAACAGCAGCCGCUGCUACCGACCCACAAGGCGCCACCAAGCUCUCCAAAAACGCCCGCAAGCGCCAAUUGAAAGCCAAGCGCUGGGAAGAGACCCGCGAAGCCUGGAAAGCUGCCAAGCGCGAGAAGAAGAAAGCACGUAAGGCCGCGGAGCGUGCGAAGGCCAGAGCUGCCGCUGAAAAAGUGCGAGAAGACGGGAAGGAAUUGGGGAAGCAGGGGGAUAGUGUGAGUAGUGAUGGGAAUAAAAACAAUUGCUCCAUGAACAGGAGGAGGCCGGUGUUAGAGCCUAUCACCUUGAUUAUGGAUUGCGGGUUUGAUGAAUUGAUGAGCGAUAAGGUAUUCAUCCCCUUCUACUUCGGUCUGCCUCUCGUGCAGGGAGACAACUAUCUAGCGACGGAGAAUCAAACAGAAUUGAGAGACUAAUGGAACGAUCCCGCUCUAGGAGAUAAAAUCCCUCUCCAGCCAACUGACCCGCACAUAUAGCAUAAACCGCACAUCCCCGCACCAGGUAACCCUCCACCUAGCAAGCCUAAACAAGCGCCUCCUAACGCGCUACCAAACCGUCCUCUCGAACCAGCACCUUCGCUGGAAGAAUGUCAUUGUGUCCUCAGAACCGUACGAGGUGGCCCCAGACCUGGUGUACCUAACGGCCGACUCACCCAACACCAUCACUAAGCUCGAGAACGGGAAGAAGUAUAUUGUCGGCGCUAUCGUUGACAAGAAUCGGUACAAGGGCCUCUGCUACAAGAAGGCAGUGGAACAGGGGGUCGCGACAGCGAAGUUGCCGAUUGGGGAGUACGUUAGCAUGGCGAGUAGGUUUGUCCUGACGACGAACCAGGUCGUGGAAAUUAUGAUCCGCUGGUUGAGGUGCAGGGAUUGGGAGAGAGCGUUUUUGGAGGUUAUUCCUAGGAGGAAGAUGCCUGUUGCUAAGGGUGGGGGUGAGGAGGGUGAGGACGGGGAAGGGGAGGGGGGGCAGGAAGGGGAGUCUGUGGGGGAUGAAUGGAUGCCUGUUGAAGAUGGGUACAACUCACCACCGCUGGCGAACAGCCUCGCCGGAGCAGAGGAUCAGGUUGGUGGAAUAGAGGAUGUUAUGCUCAUUGAUGGUGAGCCGAAUUCACAGCAGAAGAACGCAACCUUUGGGCGGGCUCUAGGGGCGGUGGGUGAGCCU